AUGCGUUUCUUCCAGGCCGUUGUUGCUCUUCCUCUGAUUGCGGGUGUUGUUGGCAGCCCUCUGAAUACCCGCGCUACCCUUGAAAACUGCAAUGACGAGGGGGUGCAAGCAAUUAACAACGCACUCGCCCAGGCUGCAGAGAUGGCCAUUUCAGGAGCCAGCCUCAUCCGCAGCGGAUCUGGCUACUCAUACAGCCUCUUCCAGAGCUUCUUCAAGACCAAUGACGCGCAGGCUCGCAACCGUGUUGCGGAUGUCUUGGAGAAGAUCGCCACAGAGGCCACGAACGGGAACCAAGGCGUUGUAACCUACUACUGCACUCCGGAGGGCAUCGAAUGCGUUAACAGCCACUCUUUUACCAUGACCGCCUACGGUGACACGGACGGAACCUACGGAAGGGUCCGAACUUGCCCUGCAUACUUUACCGAUUUCCCUGCGUGGUCAAACAUUUGUAGUGUCCUGGAUCAAGCAACUUCUAGCUUGCAUGAGCUGGCGCAUACCAAAGGCAUCUUCGGCCCCGAGACGUAUGGCUAUGACGCAGUGCAUGGUUUGAGCUCUGCUUCCGCUCUUGAGAACGCUGAGAGCUAUGCCUUCUUCUCCAAGUCGGCUUUCCUCAACUGCAGUAUCACCUACUAA
Molecule: messenger RNA, 633 nt
Organism: Aspergillus nidulans FGSC A4
Lineage: Eukaryota; Fungi; Ascomycota; Eurotiomycetes; Eurotiales; Aspergillaceae
Product: putative metalloproteinase
Exons: 2
Coding region: 1-633 (210 amino acids)
Biological process (GO): proteolysis
Cellular component (GO): extracellular region
Molecular function (GO): metalloendopeptidase activity; metallopeptidase activity
Source: RefSeq, a predicted model, not a curated record